AAGUCUAACCUAUGUCUGUCGUCUUGAUAUCAAACUGAAACUGAUCCGAUCUGAACAACAGAACUAGACCUGCUGAAAACGACUGUCAGAUGGCCAUUGUGCCCUAUUUAAAACUUCGGGACUUGUCUUUUUAAAACUGCUGUUAACAUGAAUCGUCUUCAAGAUGAGGUGGAGCUGGAAAUCAGUGUCAGAAGACUCAGAGAAAAAUUUCAUGGAAAGAUUUCAAUUGACAAGGCAGCUCUGCUUAUGAGCCGAUAUGGCAAUAACCAUCGACGGAUAGCCAUGGAGAUCGUACUGAUGAAAGACAGAGAGCUUGACGAUGAAGACAGACAUGAUUUAAAGAAUGAUCUCGUUGUUAAGCAUGUGGUGGAGAAACUGAAGGCUGAAGAGGAGAACCAAGCCGGGCCUCAGGCCCAUUCCUCUGCCAGCCAGGCAGCCCCAAAAGAAGACAGAUCUCGCAAGUCUGGUAAUAAGUCCAAAGCAAACAAACAGCCAAACGAGGACAAGGACAUCCAGGAACUGGGCGAGCGUCUCCGUGUGCUGCCCCUGACACAGGCGAAUGUGCGCAUGUUUGACAACGCACAGCGUGACCUCAUCCCAUGUGUCUUGCACCAGUUUGCCUGCGAGCGCUGUGACAACGACUGGUGGCGGCGCGUCGCACAGAGGAAAGCAGUGUCCCGCUGUCGGAAGUGCAAGAGGAAGUAUGACCCUGUACCUGAGGGCAAGAUGUGGGGCAUUGGAGAGUUCCACUGCCCCAACUGUGCUCGCACUUUCAGGGGAUUUGGAAGGAUGGAUUUGGGCUCGCCUUGCUACGGCUGUCGCUCCGUCAUUACCCCAACCAAAAUUUUACCGCCUCGCCGCAAUGUGAUGGGCGAUGGACCGAGAACAAAGAACCCACACAGCUGCCUUGCUGAAGACUGCUACAACAGACAAGAACCCCACGUUCCGGGGACCGAGUGCGUCCACCCCCGCAGUCGCCAGCGGAACAACAAGCCCCGCGUGAUCAACCCCAGCGACACGCACAUCAGCUCCGGCUCCACCGUCAACACCUGCCUGAGCCAGGGCAGCAUCCUGGACCUGUACGACCUGGUCCGCGACGACCUGGAGGACGUCAUCUACGAGGACAGCGAGGAGGACGAGGAGGACGACGAAGAGGAGGAGGGGAGAGAGUCCGACAGUAGCACAGGCAACAUCAGAUAGAGACGAUGAGGCUCCCGUAUGCUGCAGCUAAAAUAGUCAUCUCGCUGUCUGUGGCUUGAAAGUCACACAUGGUACGUCUUAAACAGAUUAUUAUGCAUUUCUUCACACAGCUUUAGGUAAUCAGGGAAUGGUGUAAAAAAUCCUCUCAAAACAUUAAAUGACAGGUUUCUGUGCUCCCACCAAAUAUCACACUAUGCCUUCUGUAUAUUUUUCUAUGCAAGAAUUAAGCAGUGACCAUUUAAUCUGUCAUACAGUUAGUUCAUGGCUUUCAGGACAUUGUCAUACCCCAGGUUCUUUUGUUUACACUUGCUAUAUUUCAAUACAAAUGUGUGUAUUUUUUUAAUCAGUGUGUCCAUGUUUAUAUGAAUUUGUCUAAAAGAAAAAAUGGUCUAAGAAAUGUAAUGUGUAUAUUAUUAUGAUAAUGGGAGACACUGCCCAGCCCUCUGAAAGGUGAUACCACAGAGCCAGUCUGCUAUUCUUUGUCCAGGAACACAAAGGAACCUAAAUCCAAUAUGACUAUUACACUUGCACAAAGCAGUGGGUGAACUCAAUGUAAUGCAUGUUCUAUGAAAGUUGGCCUUAGACAGAGAUGUGCUUUCUUAAUGACUGUUUUUGUAAUUCCCUUAAUGCACCCCGGUGUUAAUCUCAUAAGAUUGAGCGCCACGCCUUCAUUAUGGGACACCUCUGUUUGUCCGACACCUAAUGAUUACAUAAGAUAGGGUCUGUGGGGUGACCGGCGAGACAAUGCGUGCAAUUAUGUAAUAGCUGCUAAAUGAAAUGACAUGUGCCUUAUUUGUUGUUAGGGAUAUAUAUCCCUAUUAAAAGAUUCUCAAGCAAA
This is a messenger RNA of Sardina pilchardus (European sardine), 2038 nucleotides long. It is a transcript of the gene shfl, whose product is annotated as shiftless antiviral inhibitor of ribosomal frameshifting. Gene Ontology annotation, molecular function: ribosome binding; sequence-specific mRNA binding. Gene Ontology annotation, biological process: viral translational frameshifting; innate immune response. The record is from RefSeq and is a predicted model, not a curated record. The transcript is spliced from 10 exons. NCBI's taxonomy places the organism in Eukaryota, Metazoa, Chordata, Actinopteri, Clupeiformes, Clupeidae. Bases 148 to 1200 code for a protein of 350 amino acids.